AUGAUUCGCUUUAUUUUAAUUCAAAAUCGAGCUGGUAAAACUCGGUUGGCGAAAUGGUACAUGAAUUUUGAUGAUGAUGAGAAACAGAAAUUAAUAGAAGAAGUUCACGCUGUUGUUACAGUCCGUGACGCCAAACACACCAACUUCGUGGAAUUUAGAAACUUCAAGAUAGUGUACAGAAGAUAUGCCGGACUGUAUUUCUGUAUAUGUGUGGAUGUGAAUGACAACAACCUCUGCUACCUUGAGGCCAUACACAAUUUUGUUGAAGUUCUCAAUGAAUACUUCCACAAUGUGUGUGAACUCGAUCUUGUAUUUAACUUCUAUAAGGUAUACACGGUGGUGGAUGAAAUGUUCCUGGCUGGUGAGAUCCGGGAGACGUCCCAGACCAAAGUCUUGAAGCAACUGCUAAUGCUCAACUCCUUAGACUAA
This is a messenger RNA of Danaus chrysippus (African queen), 429 nucleotides long. Lineage: Eukaryota; Metazoa; Arthropoda; Insecta; Lepidoptera; Nymphalidae. The record is from the annotation of a GenBank genome assembly.